Messenger RNA from Colletotrichum karsti, 975 nucleotides. Its product is annotated as transaldolase. The transcript is spliced from 4 exons. Gene Ontology annotation, molecular function: transaldolase activity. Gene Ontology annotation, cellular component: cytoplasm; intracellular anatomical structure. The record is from RefSeq and is a predicted model, not a curated record. NCBI's taxonomy places the organism in Eukaryota, Fungi, Ascomycota, Sordariomycetes, Glomerellales, Glomerellaceae. Gene Ontology annotation, biological process: carbohydrate metabolic process; pentose-phosphate shunt, non-oxidative branch; pentose-phosphate shunt. Bases 1 to 975 code for a protein of 324 amino acids.
AUGUCUACCUCUCUCGACCAGCUCAAGUCCACCGGCACCGUCGUUGUCUCUGACUCCGGCGACUUCGCCUCCAUCGCCAAGUACAAGCCCCAGGAUGCCACCACCAACCCCUCCCUCAUCCUCGCCGCUUCCAAGAAGCCCGAGUACGCCAAGCUGAUUGACGAGGCCGUCGCCUACGCCAAGAAGAAGGGCGGCUCCGUCGACGACCAGGUCGACGCCGCCCUCGACUCCCUCCUCGUCGAGUUCGGCAAGGAGAUCCUCAAGGUCGUCCCCGGCAAGGUCUCCACCGAGGUCGACGCCCGCUUCUCCUUCGACACCAAGGCCUCCGUCGACAAGGCCCUGCACAUCAUUGACCUGUACAAGGAGCAGGGCAUCUCCAAGGACCGCGUCCUGAUCAAGAUCGCCUCCACCUGGGAGGGCAUCAAGGCCGCCGAGAUCCUCCAGCGCGACCACGGCAUCAACACCAAUCUCACCCUCAUGUUCUCCAUCGUCCAGGCCAUUGCCGCCGCCGAGGCCGGCGCCUACCUCAUCUCCCCCUUCGUCGGCCGUAUCCUCGACUGGUACAAGGCCGCCACCAAGAAGGACUACUCCAAGGAGGAGGACCCCGGUGUCAAGUCCGUCGAGACCAUCUUCAACUACUACAAGAAGUACGGCUACAACACCAUCGUCAUGGGCGCCUCUUUCCGCAACAUCGGCGAGAUCACCGAGCUUGCCGGCUGCGACUACCUGACCAUCUCUCCCAACCUGCUUGAGGAGCUCCUCAACUCCGACGCCCCCGUCCCCAAGAAGCUCGACGCCUCCAAGGCCGCCAGCCUCAACAUCGAGAAGAAGUCGUACAUCAACGACGAGUCCCUCUUCCGCUUCGACUUCAACGAGGAGCAGAUGGCCGUCGAGAAGCUCCGCGAGGGUAUCUCCAAGUUCGCCGCCGACGCCGUCACCCUCAAGGACAUCAUCAAGGCCAAGGUCCAGGCAUAA